Messenger RNA from Meyerozyma guilliermondii ATCC 6260, 1017 nucleotides. RefSeq names its product deoxycytidine monophosphate deaminase. NCBI's taxonomy places the organism in Eukaryota, Fungi, Ascomycota, Pichiomycetes, Serinales, Debaryomycetaceae. Gene Ontology annotation, molecular function: zinc ion binding; hydrolase activity. The record is from RefSeq and is a predicted model, not a curated record. The coding region runs from base 1 to 1017 and encodes 338 amino acids. The transcript has a single exon.
AUGUUGAUAGGUAUAUCUGGCACCGUUUGUGCGGGAAAAACCGAGGUGGCUCGGUACUUGACAUUCCAGGGGUUUGAGCGCAUAGCAUUAUUGGAGCCAAGUUUGGAAGAAAAAGGUAAUUUAAAUGGUAAUUAUGAUGUUGGAAACGACGAUGGUGAUGAGUCUCUUCAACCAAAAAAUGUUUUCAGCAACAUUGGACAACUUGUGGACUUUGUGACAGAAAACUAUCGAGAUAACUAUGUUCUUUGUGACGUGGAGCGCUUGGAUGUGUUGGAAGCGUUACAAAAAAGACCUUUUUUUCUUCAUGUGUCCAUUGAUGCUCCAGUUCAAAGAAGACAUCUGCGAUUGAAGACUAAAAACAAGACGGAAAUUCCGUUGACGAGCUUUAUAGAGAUGUGUGAUCUUCAAUUGUACUCGAAACCACACCCGCUCGCACAAAUAAUGAACCAAGCUCAAAUCAAAAUCAUCAACUCUUCGUUGUCAGUCAAGGAUUUAUAUGUGCAACUCUCGGAACUCAAACUAUUGGACAAAUCCAGGUUGAGGCCCUCAUGGGACUCAUACUUCAUGAGACUCGCGGACUUGGCAGCUCUUCGUUCCAAUUGCAUGAAACGGAGAGUAGGAUGUGUGGUGGUUCGAGGUAAUCGAGUCAUUGCAACUGGGUAUAAUGGUACUCCACGUAACUUGCCCAAUUGCAACGAAGGAGGGUGUCCGCGAUGCAAUAUGGGCCAUGGAAGUGGUGCGGAACUUUCUACUUGUCUUUGUUUGCAUGCCGAAGAAAACGCACUUUUGGAAGCUGGCAGAGAUCGAAUAUCCAGAUCACAUCCCGAUGAGCGAGGUGUGUUAUACUGUAACACAUGUCCAUGCUUGACGUGCUCCAUCAAAAUCGUCCAGAGCGGAAUAAAAGAAGUGGUGUAUGCCCAGAGCUACUCAAUGGAUGAGAGCUCUCACCGAGUGAUGAGCCAAGCGAAUAUUAUUCUACGUCAGUUUCUGCCGCCAGUGGAGGGUGUCUUCAUUUAG